Molecule: messenger RNA, 1912 nt
Organism: Clupea harengus (Atlantic herring)
Lineage: Eukaryota; Metazoa; Chordata; Actinopteri; Clupeiformes; Clupeidae
Exons: 10
Coding region: 55-1368 (437 amino acids)
Source: RefSeq, a predicted model, not a curated record
GACGGUGAGUAGCCUACAAACGUAUCCAGCCGAGGAUAUUUGUGAUGAACAGGAAUGGAAGGCAGAAAAUCAACACAAAAAAGGAAACACUUGGAGCCUCCAGCAGAAGACUCUGACAGCUCCCUGCAUGAGAGCAGCUGCGGCCAGGCAUCAUCUACUGGGGGAGCCUGCGACAUCUGCGGCGGAGCCCAAACCCUCCAGUCCGGCCAUGCAUCUUUCAAGGGCCAGUUUUUCUGCCACCUGGAAGACGGCCCUGGAGGAAGGACGGCUUAUCAGUGGCUGCUGGAGCAGCGGUAUCUAGACCAGGACUCUGACAGCUCCCUGAACGUGAGCAGCACCUGCGACAUCUGCGGCAGACCCCAAACCUUCUGGUACGGCCAUGCAUCUUUCAAGGGACAGUUUUUCUGCGCCCUGGAAGUCGGCCCUGGAGGAAGGACGGCGGAGCAGUGGCUGCUGGAGCAGCGGGGUCCAGACCUGGACUCUGCCAGCUCCCUGUACAUGAACAGCACCUGCGACCACUGCGGCAGAGACCAAACCCUCCAGUAUGGCCAUGAAUUCAAGUGCCAGUUUUUCUGCCACCUGGAAGACGGCCCUGGAGGAAGGACGGCUUAUCAGUGGCUGCUGGAGCAGCGGGAUCCAGACCUGGACUCUGACAGCUCCCUGAACGUGAGCCUCACCUGCGACAUCUGCGGCAGAGCCCAAACCUUCCGGUACGGCCAUGCAUCUUUCAAGGGACAGUUUUUCUGCCACCUGGAAGACGGCCCUGGAGGAAGGACGGCUUAUCAGUGGCUGCUGGGCCAGCGGGGUCAAGACCUGGAACUGAGGUCAAGGCUGACUGAAUGUGAGCGUGUGGUGGAGAAUCCAAAGGCAGACAAUUCAGCACUCAAGGCAGAGUUGAUGAAUGCUAAAGACAGACUAACAACCAGUGAGAAGGAAAUCGAGAGUCUAAAGAAUUCAGAACAACCCAAUGUUGCGUUUUCAGUAACUUUGACAGGCUCUGGAUUCAUGGGCCCAGUUUCUGUUGACGCCAUCUUGGUUUAUACCAAAGUCAUCACCAAUGUGGGACAGGCCUACGAUCCUAUCACAGGCUUCUUCACAGCGCCAGCGAGGGGAGUCUAUUACUUCAGAUUUACCGCUAGGCGCGUUCUUGGCUCUCGCUUUAUGGGGAUACGGCUGUGUAAGAAUUGGCAGGUCAUGUUUGUGCAGGAGCAUCACAAUGAUGGCCUGCGCGACUACCUCUCGAGUGGUGCCUCUCUGAAGCUGGAGGUGGGAGAUAAGGUGAACAUGCGUCUGCCUGCUGGCUACAGGAUCUAUAAUGACUUGGAUAAUCACAACACCUUCACUGGCCUCCUUCGGUUUACCCUGUGAGGAGAGUUAUGAUGGUCACCAUGGUAGGACAAGUCACUGUUGUUGUUGGUGACAGAAAUGGUUGACAUUAUAUUGCAGAAAAAAGUCACUAAAUCACUAAAUAAUGACUAAAUGAGUGCUAAGGAACUUAGAAUAUAUAUAUAUUUUUUUUUGCCAUAUUCAGAUGUCGUUCAACCUUGUUUUUCCAUGCAAAGUAAUGCACAGUUUUAGAUUAAAUCUAUUACCUGAAACUCUUUGAAUGUAAUAUAAACACGAAUGACUUGAUGUAUGGGUUCUUGUUUAUGGAAAUAUACAUUGUUAACUUUUUCUUUUUCUACUGUUACAAAGUACACUUUGAAACUUCUUCACUACUUGUUAUAUGAUGCAUAGACUGAAAAUUACCUCUAGUUCAGACUUUAUUUUACCACUGGAACUAGGUAUAUGUGCUAUACAUGUGCAUGUGUUAUGGGUCCUAGAUUUCUAUUCUGAACCUCUUGUUACUGAUUCACUGUGAACAUCUUUUGGGGCCAAUCAAUUUAUCAUUUAAUUGAGUUUCUAAACAGGU